AUGACCAGAGCCGCGGCGGUCAACGUGAAAGAACUCAUGCUCACAGUGCAGCAGCAGAAGUAUGAAGAUCGAGACAAGGCUGCCCAGCGUGAGAUUUCGAUGAAAGAGAGCGAUGAGGGCCAACAGUCGAUACGUCGAAGAGAUGAGAGGAGGUCGAGAUGGCUCCUUCGCUCUACCGUUAGGAGAGAAUUCCUUCAGAACUGGGAGAGGGAAGGCCGGGCAAAAUGGAAUUCAAAUCAAGCUUCGUUGUGUCGCUACGAGCGGCGACUGCUGAACUACGAGCUGGCAGUCAAGGCGACAACGGCAGCACGGAAACGCAUUUCUCGCAAUCGCCAUUCUAACGACGAGGCCGACGGCAUCCGAUGGUUCGAGCACAACUUAGACAGGCUAGGCUUAGACCCCGGGGGCGGUAGCGUUGACGGUGGCGGAGGAGCCGGCGCUCUCUCGCCCGACAAGGAGACGCCAGCGUCUUUCCGUUCGAGGCUCGUGCGCGCAGUACUCGACCAAAAUUUCGUUCCGAGCAGUAACGCUGAGGCCAUGGCCGAGCUCCGUUUCCGAGGCGUUACAGGACGCCGGGGUCGCAAAGAGCGCGAGGAUCGCCGGGUAAAGACGGAGGUGGACCAGCGACGCGCCACGGCAGAAACGGAUGCAAAGCGCCGCGCAGAAAAACACCUGAAAGAAAUGCUGGACAAGGGGCGCGAGCGCCAGGAAGCCGCCGCAGCUUGCUGGGGGGAGAGGCGAAACCUUGAACGGAAAGCAAUCGCCGACAAGAGGAGAUUCGCCGAAAUGGCGGCUGCGCAGGAAGACGCGUUCGAGACCGCUUUCAACGCACGAGCAGACUGCACUCGUCAGAGCUACGAGGAGAGAAGUGCCGAACGAAUGGCGAACAACGAAGCGCUCCGCAUCAGAGUACAACAAACUCGCACCGAAAAACGGCGCCGGGCAGAGACGAUGUGCGCGGAAAUCGUGCACAAGAUGUCGGAUCUCGCGGUGGUUUCGUCAGAAUUGCGUGCGAGUCGCGGCGGAGUUCCACUGCCUCCGACGGCUUGGGCUCACCUUAAACGCCGGUUCUGUUCUCCCGAGCCCUUUUUUGUAGACUCCACCCCGCCCGAGCCCACGCCAGAACCUCGUGACCCUGUUUUGGAUGCGAAGGCCUUCCUUGAGAGUCAGAACUUAGAUCGCUGUGAGGGGCUAUGGCGAUUGCGAGAGGACGUACCAGCAGAACUCUUUGGCGCCCCCUCCCCGCUAGCUAAGGCAUUGGGCGUUGCAAGGGGCCUGGUGGAAGCUUCGGGAAGCACACCGCGAGAGGCUCCCAAUUACGGUCGCAACAGUCGUUCUGGCGACGACAAGGCCACGAGGCCGGAUGUGAGGCUGGUGCUACUCAGUCGAAGGGAUGGACUGUUUGACCUGGCAGCCGAGCUUGGCCAAUGGGUAGGUGUGUACGUGUGUAGUAUGGAAACCGCCCUGGAAUGCGCCAUGGAAGUGGGCGCGGAGGCGGCCGCAUCGGACGACAAGGGUGGGAAGAGCCGGAAGGGGAGCAUUUCGGGUAGAAAAAGCAGCGUCGGGGGUGAGAACUCCGGAGAAAAUGCGCCGGGGGUAGACGCUGAGACGGCAGCAGAAGAAGCCGAAAAGGCGACCGCCCGGAGAUGCUUCCACCCGGACGCAACAGACGAAGAUACCGCCGCGUUCAAAGCGGCAGCGAUGGCGUAUCAUGCGCUGCGGACGCACCCGAAGAAGGCUUCGGCACCCGUUCCUCUAGCGACAACGACCGAUCUCCUGGUGAAGCACUUAUCGUGCCGCGCGCCGAGCGGGCGCGGAUGGAUUCUCGUCGGUUAUCCCACUACUCUCCUCGAGUCGAAGUUGCUCGAGAACGCUCUGAGCAGCUACACAGACGAUGAGGUAGCGGCAGAGCUUGGGACGGCUGGUAAGGCAUCGAAAUCCGACGCGAAGACAAAAAAAAUGAGCCUAGCGCUUCAACAACAGGAGGAACCACCACGCGCCCUUCCGCGAUCGGGGUUAGACGCAGUCUUGAGUCUGGCCGAGCCGUGCUUGUCCUCGCCACGUGUAGGGGCCCUACCACAAGAUUCUGUGGCUGGGAUCCAGGGAGAUGCAGAGGCAAAUGCACCGAACGAGGACUUGGCUGCUGCGUCAACAACGGACGAGGCCGACGGAAAUGGUGGCGGCCAGGACGAGGAAGAUGUCGAGCGCAGCAAAUGCUUGGCAGAGAGACGCGCGCAGAUCGCGUGGUUGCAAGGCUUCGAGGGCGGCCAUCUUUCGUGCGACGUGCCAAACGAGGCCAACAACGAACGACUUCUCGAGACUCUGUUUUUGCUCGUGAACAUUGCGCAAAACCGGAAGGACGAGCACGAAUUCUGGCAAAAAGAACCGGCGUUAUCUCGAAGAAACUCGGAAGUUGAGGCCACCCAGGCACUGGAAGGUGGUGGCUCCUCUGAACCCCCUAGCGACACCAAAUCGCAUUCUACCAUUGCGAUGGUCACCGACCGACCUUCGCCGCUGGCGGUUCCGCUUUCGGCAUCCGUCGAAAGGUUACGUCGGGAACGGCGGGGAAAUAUGUCUCAAAGCACUAGAAUUCAGCUCGAGGCUUUGAUGGGAGACCGAGAGCUGGACUUGGAAGGCGUGCGAUCGGCAGUCUCCCAGGCGAGCGUUCUGGCAGCAGAUACUACGGAAGGUGCUUGCUCGCCGCAGCAGACAGCGCUACGAAAACUAGAGGCCGAAAGUCCGGCACCCUCGGUGAUCGACUGGGCCUCAACCGCUGAGUUCUCGUUUUCGAAGGAGCUAAGAAACCCCGACGAUCGGUGGGCAACCGCAUGCCUUCGGCUCGAAGCACAGAUGGCGGGCUGGCUGGCGCGAAGGAGGGAUGCUCUCGAAGCAAUGCAGAGCAGGCGCAGCAGAGGUGACCGUGCGACGAGGGACAGUAGGGACGACCAGUCGAUCACUGCCUCCGUCCCGCCGGCGGAAGGGGAUUGCGUGUGGGAGGCGCUCGAAGCCUUCCAACUCGAGGCGGGCGACGUGGUGGACGACCGUCAUUCCUCGGCAGAGACAAUUGUGGGACAGAUCGACGGCGAAGCCGACCGCAAAGUUCGCGCUUGGAUCGGCGACGUCGCAAGCGCCGCUACUGACCUUUGUGCGGCGGAGCGAGCCACGUACCUUGAGACUGUAGACACCCUUUGCGUCUUCGAUCGGCUGUUCGGCCUUGAAGAAGACCCAAACGACAACACUAGCAGUGCACAAACAAUUCGGGAGGCAACAUACGCAGCAGCGGACGCCCUCGUCGAAGAGGUGACAAAGGCUAGGCGACGUUUCGCAGCAGUGGGGAGCUGUCUUGAAGGAGAAGUCUCAAGAGCGUUGGAACAGGUAUACCAGCGUAUUGGAACGACUUCGCCUGCCCACGGGCCCAGUCAGGAGCCCGUAACUCUCCUAAAUGCUGGUUGCGAAACCCGGCAAGAAAAUCCACUUCCCCAAGCGAUCGAAGGCGUUGAAGAGUUUUCCAGUUCGGCGGGGCAAAGCAGUGACUGGACCGCUACAAACGAUACGCCGACAAAGAGGAAAGCAGAAACAAGCGUGACUAUCGAAGAAUGCGGAGAAAGCAGGGCAAGCGAAGCCUUGAAGGCAGCCAUUUGGCGGUGCCGACAAACGUAUAUCUGCCGACUGAGAGGGGUGGUUAUGCGCCUCUUGAGGGCAGUUGGGGAUUGCGAGGCCAAAGUUUUGUCCAUGCGACUAGCGUUGAGGCGCCUGAAGCGCCGCCGCGUGCAGCUGGAACACGAGGGCAUCAGCGCGGCAACCGCCACGGGAAGGGAUAAUGUCGGAUAUUCCUCGAGCGUGGAUCAGCUCAGGCAACGGGUAUAUCGACACGCUCUGCGGUGCGACCGCCGACGGCAUGGACGACGUGUCAUGGAGAAGGCCUCAACCGUCUCACAAACAUCGGUGGGGAUCGGACCGGCAGCGGAUGCUGCUUCUCCUGAUGUGCGUUCCUCUACGACACAGAUGCCAACCUUGAGGAUCGCUCAAAGACAUUUUGUUGGAACACCACUGUGGUUUGAGCAGCAGAGGGACGAGGUGAAGCACGGAGAGGAGCGAGCCGACAGGGAUGCGUCGCAGUUGAUCAGAAAGGUGUACUCGCAAGUGUGGGGGGGGGACGACGGGCGGGUGGAUGGGAUGGACCUGUUACUGACCCUGUGCGCAGUGCCGAACGCUGGUGCAGGAGGGGAUGUUUCUCUAGGGGAGGAUGAAGAGGGCGUUUGGGAUACUGGGAUCCCGUUUUCCGCAGGGCUCUUUCGAGCCUUUUUCAUGCUUGCCGAGACCUCGUCUUCGGGACCACACAACGACACAAUCGUUGCCAACAGCAACCGAGAGGUUGCUUCCGCCGGCACGGUCGCUUCCCGUGUGGCAGCUCCGUCCUCGUCCGCUGGUAACAUGCAGGACGUGGCCGCUGGAGCUACGGGUAUUAUGUCGUCGUUCCGACGCGACGGUGUCUUCCCGCGUGUAUCGUUGCCGCAUCUAAGAGCCAUCCUUGGGCAUGGGAGCAGAAUGACGCCAGCCGACGUGUCCAGUGUUUGUGAGCUUGUUGCGAAAAGGGAGCAAGCAAGGCGACAUCAAGACGAAAAGCAAGGGCAUGGAGUUAAGCAGGACACAGCAGCAGAGGUGGUUGUGGGUACUGAAGAAGCCACCGGUGCUGAGAAUGAACCCUCCGUGGCCAGACAAAUCAUGGGCACAGGCGCGGAGACCGCAGGCGCCACCGAGGAAGAUUGUGACGUUGCGCCUGACACGACAGCCACUGGUGACCCCGGCGGAGGACGUGGUAUUGCUGUCCGGCAGAAAGAACCGCCGCUGACCGUUUCGUUUGACGUCGUGUCCGAGUGUGAGGUCGUCCGCGACUGGGUACGCAAAGGCGCGUACACCCUUCCCACGUUCGGUGUUCUUUCUGGACGAGGACAAGGCACGGUAAACAUGCUUGGCAAGACCUCGCAUUCUUUUGGAGAAAGCAUCGGAGAGAGCCAAUAG
This is a messenger RNA of Ectocarpus siliculosus, 5022 nucleotides long. The record is from the annotation of a GenBank genome assembly. Lineage: Eukaryota; Phaeophyceae; Ectocarpales; Ectocarpaceae.